Messenger RNA from Hibiscus syriacus, 1175 nucleotides. Its product is annotated as loganic acid O-methyltransferase-like. Gene Ontology annotation, molecular function: S-adenosylmethionine-dependent methyltransferase activity. Gene Ontology annotation, biological process: methylation. NCBI's taxonomy places the organism in Eukaryota, Viridiplantae, Streptophyta, Magnoliopsida, Malvales, Malvaceae. The transcript is spliced from 2 exons. The record is from RefSeq and is a predicted model, not a curated record. The coding region runs from base 19 to 1161 and encodes 380 amino acids.
UCUCUACAGACUACAGUUAUGGCAAAGGUAGCUUCUGAUCCGACUCCACUCACCGGAGGCAACAGCGGCGGUGGCAGUGGAAGGAGGCCACUUCCAGAUUCAGGCCAUGUUAACGGUGGCGAUGGCGCUUACAGCUACACCAGAAACUCUUACUUUCAGAAAUUUGCUGUAAAUGUGGCUAAGGAAAGAAUCGAGGGAGCAAUAAGAAUGAAGCUUGAUGUGGAAAAAUUGUCUUCUAGAUCCAACAUAAUGUGCAUAGCGGAUUUGGGAUGUGCUGUUGGUCCAAAUACCUUCAACUCCAUGCAAGAUAUCCUACACUUUAUGCAACAAAAGUAUAGUGUCCAAUGCCCAAAAUCCGACAAAACACUAAAAUUCCUAGUGUUUUUCAACGACCAACCCUCCAACGAUUUCAACACACUCUUCACCUCCCUCCCUCGGGAAGCACCCUACCUCGCGGCCGGCGUGCCGGGGUCGUUUCACGGCCGGUUAUUCCCAGAAUCGUCGAUCCACCUUGCGCACUGCUCGUACGCUCUCCAUUGGCUUUCCGGUGUACCGGAAGAGCUACGAGAUGAAAAUUCAAGUGCAUGGAACAAAGGGAGGAUACACUACACCAACGCUCCCGACGAGGUGGUCCGAGCUUACGCAGCUCGAUUCGCCAAGGACAUGGAGGAUUUUUUGUGUGCGAGAGCGGAGGAGAUCGUCGAAGGUGGCAUGAUGAUGAUCAUCAUGCCGGGUAUUCCCAACGGAAUGUCUUAUGAUGAAGUGGCUGCCAGUGUAAUGUACGAGUUCAUGGCGUCGAGCUUAAUGGACAUGGCCGAUGAAGGGUUGAUAAGUGAAGACGAAGUAGACUCGUUUAACUUGCCGAUAUAUACUCCGUCACCGGAGGAGAUGGCGGUGGCGGUGGAGAAAAAUGGGCAGUUUAGCAUGGAGAUUUUGGAGUUAACUAACUCAGCGGCUCUGGUCGAUGGCCGAGUUGAUAUAAAAGCUUGGGUCAGCCAUGUUAGGGCAGCAAAUGAGGGGAUGUUCACCAAAAACUUCGCCGGUGAUAUUAUCGAUGAAAUGUUCGAUCGAGUGACCGAAAAACUCUUCAUGUUUUCUAAACGAUUGAAUUCUCUGUACAAGGAUCGAACUCAGCUUCUUGUUGUUUUAAUCCGAAAAUAGAAGGUAUUGAUAUU